This is a messenger RNA of Mauremys mutica (yellowpond turtle), 7466 nucleotides long. It is a transcript of the gene TFAP2B, whose product is annotated as transcription factor AP-2 beta. The transcript is spliced from 8 exons. NCBI's taxonomy places the organism in Eukaryota, Metazoa, Chordata, Testudines, Geoemydidae. Gene Ontology annotation, biological process: anatomical structure development; regulation of transcription by RNA polymerase II; regulation of cell population proliferation. The record is from RefSeq and is a predicted model, not a curated record. Gene Ontology annotation, cellular component: nucleus. Gene Ontology annotation, molecular function: RNA polymerase II transcription regulatory region sequence-specific DNA binding; DNA-binding transcription factor activity, RNA polymerase II-specific. The coding region runs from base 766 to 2094 and encodes 442 amino acids.
UAAGGAGAUUUUAAGAAGGGUCCCCCUUCGAUUUCAGUACAGUGGAGUUUGUUGCCAUAACAUAACUCGUUCCAAACGGCAGGAUAUGGUGCCGAUUGAUUGUUUUAGCAGUAAAAUCUGUAUGGCGUGUGUUUGUCCAAAAGAAGGAGCCCUGUUCCCUGCAGUCUGUGGAGUGGAUACCAUGUCAUGGGCUGGCUGGUCAAAAGUCAGAGCCUUUAAGGACUUAAUUCUGGAAGUGAGUUAAUAUUUAAUCCAGAGAUCUGAAGGAGAAAAAGAAAGAAAGAAAGAAAGAAAGAAAGAAAGAAAGAAAGAAAGAAAGAAAGAAAGAAAGAAAGAAAGAAAGAAAGAAAGAAAGAAAGAUCACUUGAAGGGACAUGUUAAUCUAUAGGAAGCGUUUCAUAAAAUGAAGUGAUCGAGAUAAAAUGUACAAAGCUUAUCAAAGUGCCUCAUGCCGGAGAGUAAAAUCGUAGUAGUGAAUACGAUUCAGUGUGUGCUCUCUAAAAGCAGUCCUAUGAUCCUAGCGGGGAGCCGUCUUCCCGAUAGAAGGAAUGUCUCAACUCUCAAAAGCUCCCGUCAGGCUAAUUAUCAGCUGAACGCUCGCAAAAUCCAGCAUAUGCAGAAUUAGUAUCGGCGCAGGCACGACGGCUCUGUCCCCUUCGGACAACCCCCCAUUCCACUCCUGCUUUUCCUUAAGUGCGGGUCCUUUCCAAAUACUGAUCAAGUGGAAAGCCAUGAUCUGCCCUUCACAAUAACAACCAUUCAGAGAUGUUAGUCCACACCUAUUCCGCCAUGGACCGGCAUGAUGGAGUCCCCAGCCACAGCUCCAGAUUGUCCCAGCUGGGCUCUGUCUCCCAGGGACCCUACUCCAGCGCGCCGCCGCUGUCUCACACCCCGUCCUCGGAUUUCCAGCCGCCUUACUUCCCACCCCCCUACCAGCCUCUUCCUUACCACCAAAGCCAGGACCCGUACUCCCAUGUCAAUGACCCUUACUCCCUAAACCCCUUGCAUCAGCCCCAGCAGCACCCUUGGGGACAAAGGCAGAGGCAGGAGGUGGGAUCAGAAGCCGGCUCCCUGCUGCCACAGCCUCGGGCCGCCUUGCCUCAGCUCUCGGGACUGGACCCCAGGCGGGACUACCACUCAGUGAGGCGGCCAGAUGUUCUCCUCCACUCGGCACACCAUGGCCUGGAUUCCGGCAUGGGAGACAGCCUUUCUCUGCAUGGCAUCGGCCACCCAGGAAUGGAGGACGUGCAGUCAGUUGAAGAUGCCAAUAACAGCGGUAUGAACCUAUUGGACCAGUCUGUCAUUAAAAAAGUUCCAGUUCCUCCAAAAUCUGUUACUUCUCUGAUGAUGAAUAAAGAUGGCUUCCUGGGUGGCAUGUCAGUCAAUACCGGCGAGGUGUUUUGCUCAGUACCUGGCCGCUUGUCCUUGCUCAGUUCCACUUCAAAGUAUAAAGUAACCGUGGGAGAAGUUCAAAGACGCCUCUCGCCUCCAGAGUGUCUGAAUGCAUCCCUCUUAGGAGGAGUCCUUAGAAGAGCCAAAUCGAAAAAUGGAGGGAGAUCGUUGAGAGAGAGGCUAGAAAAAAUCGGUUUGAAUUUACCAGCCGGCAGGCGUAAGGCCGCAAAUGUCACUUUACUCACCUCCCUGGUGGAAGGUGAAGCUGUUCACUUAGCUCGGGAUUUUGGAUACAUCUGUGAAACGGAGUUUCCAGCCAAAGCUGUUUCCGAGUACCUGAACCGACAGCACACGGACCCCAGCGAUCUCCACUCCAGGAAGAACAUGCUCCUGGCUACCAAGCAACUUUGUAAAGAAUUCACGGAUCUCUUGGCCCAGGACAGGACACCCAUUGGCAACAGCAGGCCCAGCCCUAUUUUGGAACCCGGCAUUCAGAGCUGCUUGACUCACUUCAGCCUCAUCACCCAUGGCUUUGGGGCCCCAGCCAUCUGUGCUGCCCUCACAGCCCUCCAGAACUACCUGACUGAAGCUCUCAAAGGCAUGGACAAGAUGUUCUUGAACAACAACACUGCUAACAGGCACACAUCUGGGGAAGGACCAGGUAGUAAAACUGGAGACAAGGAAGAGAAACACAGAAAAUGAAAAAAAGGAGAAAAAAUAAAUAAAUAAAAGAGAGAGAGAGAGAGAGAGAGAAUCUUUUAAAACAAACAAACCAGUUUUAAUUUUAGCUUUAAACUAUUGGAUUGGGAUUUGGAAGAAUUAUAUUAGGUAGGACAAAAAUAAUAAUAAAAAGAAAGACAAUAACUUAAGAUCAGAGGCGCACAAUGGAGCAAGAACAGUGGCUCAAUGUCUCUUACACGGAACAUUUGAAGACAACCACCAGGAUUUUUCCACUUCUGUUCUCACUUUUUUAAUGAUUUUUUUUGGGGGGAGGGGGCAAAAAUAAAAUAAUAAUAAUAAAAGGAAGAAGUGAAUAACUUAUUGGAAGAAAUCAGAGAAACGCUUUGGUGUCAGUGCGUUGGUUUCUUGUUUGGGCUCAGAUGUACAGUCUAUCUUUUUUUUUUUUUCAAUCAAACAAUGUCCUGUGUCUACACUGGGGAAAACAAAAAAAAAUCUUCCAGUAAUGUUAUCUGGGACAUUUCCAUUCCUAGCAUCAGCACCCCUCACUUCCAUCCCUGCCCUCAUCUUAUCUUGCUCCUCUGGAUCUAUCUAGACUAGAAAAGGGGCUGGUUUGGGUAGCAAAGGCUACAAUAUGACUUGCUAAUAGAAUUGUAAAUGUAUUAAACUGUUUCUACAUUAAUUACAGUGUCUACAUUAAUUACAGUACAUUGGGUGUUUCAAGUCAUGUUAGCUCAAUCCAGUUCACUAACUCAAUUUUUAAAAGGCACCCUUUUUUCCUGGUCUAGACAGACCUUCUGUUUAGAUUACCAGUGUUUACAGCUAUAUAUGUAUAAUUUGGUAUUUAGCAUUGAUGGCUCUUAGGGUGCAAAAUUUGAAAAUAAGGUCCAGUAAGAUGUUAAUGCUGUUUUAAAAACUCCUAAUCUUAUAUUUAAGGUAUCCUAAUUUCCUCUAAAGGAACAUUCCUCUAAAGGAAUAUUACCAACAAUGCCAAUGUCUCUAUAUUUAAUUUGUUCUAAUAGUGUGGGUGUACUGAGAGAGAUCUACUCAUUUUUUUUUAAACAAAAGAAGUGCUAGUAACAAAAAUUGAGUAUGUAAUUCCUUCUCAGGAGUAUGCACUAUUUUAUUUUCUUCUGUUUCCCAAAGCUUUGCCCGCUUGGCUUAUGAGCUUCUUCAAAGAGGACUAGAGCUCCCUACACAAUAUAUCAGGUACAGAGAAAAAUAAUCCACAAUUCUAAUACUUUUUUUUUCUUAAAUCAAAGCCAGUGGUUUCAGCAUUCUGCAGGUGUACUUCUUUAAAGAAGCUCAAAGGGAAUAAUUGAAACCAGAUUAAAAAUAACUGAAAUCGAGAUGUAAUAUUAAGAAGAAGAAUGCCGUUUUGUCGAAGGGUUGGUGCAAACACUUGCUUGAGCAUUAGUGUUUGAUACACAAAGCGAAAGCCGUUGCUAAAUGCAAUCGUGUGGGUGUAUACUAGGGGCGGGGUGGGAUUGCAGGCGAAUGUCCUGAAUGACUGUCUCACUCUGAGGAAAUCUAUUUCUCUCUAGAAAGUUAUUAAGAUGUUUCUGUGACUCUUGUUUUAGAACAAAUUCAGCAGGAGGAAAAAAAUAGCACCGGUGUUGUGGGUUUCGUUUGUUUGUUUUGUUUUGCAGUAAUUGGGUGCAUUACAUGAUGUUUUAUGACUAAUAUACAUUUUAAAGACAUGCCCUUCUAUGGCAUAUAUGGGAAAUAAUACUUAUGCUUAAGGAGAUGAAUUUCAGCUUGGAUUGUUCAGUCUUGGAUAAUUGUAUUUAUUCAGUGGGGUAGAGAUUCAUGCAUUAAGGAAUCCUUUCACAUGUCAGAAAAGCUACUGUCGCUGGGUGAAAUCCUGGCUCCAUUUAAGAUAAUGGCAAAGCUCCCAUUGACUUCAAUGGGGCCAGAAUUUCACUCUCUGUUUCAACUUAAGAUCAGAUACUGAAUUCAUUAUGUCUCAGGCAGGUCUGAAAUCCCAAAGAGAAGAAAGUCAAACCUCUGGACGUGGUCUUUAUUUUCUAAAUAACUGCAAGGGGGGGGAAAUGAAUUUCGUGUAAAACUAUUGCCCCUUUCUCCAUUUCCCCAACAAUUAUUUCUUAAAACAAAAUGAACAUGCCUUUCGCUUCCCAGACCCAUCCUCACAUGCUUAGCUACGAAUGCCACACUUCCUAAAUACUUACAUUUGAUAUCCUCUUUGGCUUUCCUACCCUUGCUAUGGUAAAUAUAGAGGAUUAUCUUCAAGCAGUAAGAGGAGAAAAUUACCUUGCAUUUCAAACCAGGGACUUGAGCAUGCAUAAAACAAACCCUACUGAGCUUAAUUUGCAGGAUAUCCCCAUUCCAGCCAAUGGGAAUAUUAACCCAGUACAAUUUAGCCCUAAUUCAAUCCUAAUUUAAAUCUCAGGCGACAAACAUUAUUAUCCCCAUUCUACAGAAAGGGUAAACUGAGGCUCAGAAAGGUUAAGUAUCUUGUCCAAAGGCUCUCAGCAAAUCAGAGACAGGAUUAGGAUCUAGGAGUUUCCAGCUAUGGCUGAUAGGCAGAGCCAGGUCACUGAGAUCUUUGGUUCUGAUUGUUCACACAGCAUCCGAACAGCUGGGACCAAAUCCUUCCCAGCAGUCCCCUUAAUUUCACCAGGACACUCCUGUAAGAGAAGUCAGCGGGCUUUAGCCUAUGGACAUAAUAAUUCAGUCUCCUUACAAGACAGCCUACCCUCCACCUCUGUGAUGGGGGGUGGGGGGAACACUUGAGUGGAAAUUAAUCACAACAUUUCUUGCAAGGCAUGUCUCUCUUUUCUGGCAGUUAGAGACAACUGUGUUUCUGGAAACCAAUCAGCAACUACUGCAUGCAGCAGAAGCUGGUCCAUGUAAAGAGCAUUUACAAUGUGCCAAACAGGCAUAGCUAAAAACUGUCCAAGGCGCAGCAGCCGAAGUGGGUUUAUUGACCACAAAAGGCGUUGUUGUAUUGAACACAAAUGGCUAUCAUUGCUUAAUAUUUAUGAAAUAGCUCCCAGAAGCCCCAAACCCCACCAGAUCCCAAGCUGUACAAAUACAUGUGAAGACACAGUUCCUGCCCCCAAAGAGUUUACAGUUCAACUUCUCUACGUUGUAGCAUAUCGGAAAAGUUGUACGCCGUUUGCAAGAAUUUCGGAGCAGAUACAUUCGAAACACCCCCUAGGAGCCCGAUCUCGCCCUUGCUGAAAUCAAUGGUAAAACUCCCUUUGAGUUUGGUGGGAGCAGGAUCGGUCCCGUGAGAUUUGCUCCAACCCCAGUGAAGUCAACAGGAGUUUAAUUCAACAGAUUUUGGAUUAGUCUCCAAUUAAACAUAUCUAGGGGGUAGAAAGAGUCAGCAACGACCUGCUCUCUCUUUGCUCGGGCAAACAACCCAUUGAUUUCAGUGGAGUAUUUCCCCACCCCCUCAUCCCCGGUAAUGAGAGAAAGCUCGUGGACAUUUCUAAAUUGCAAAAAACGUGGCAUAGGUUUAAAACCUAAUUGAUUCCCCCCUAAUCUAAUAUUCGGCAACUGGUAGCAGGCGUCCAUUACUGAUUAUUAUAACUUUGUUGAACAAUUUAUCCCGCUAAACGCAUAAUUCGGCCUCCUGCUCUCAAACUAUCACUAAAGUAUAACUUAAUUGCAAGGCAUUACCCAGCCUGUUUGCACUCCCCCUGACUAGGCACCUUUGACGUGGAUCUGAUAAUUGAGUUAUUAAAAGAUUUGGUUUCCUCGGGAUCAUAAAUCAAUAAGCAGGGGGAUUAACAUGACAGCUUUGCUUUUAACUCAAGGGAAACGUUUAAGGAGAGACCGUGGAAAGUUUGUUUUCAAACCAAACAGGUGGGUUACUGUACAUUUAAUUUCACCCUUAAACGAUUUGUUUAAUAUAUACGUGUAUAUCCCACGCUGAACAACUCAGCUCCUGUGCAAUCUGCAGCGUUUCUGAUAAGCCACCUUGUUAUUAACACGAGAUAUAAAAGAAUCCGGAGGCUAGUUCAUGUCAUGUAGGUCAUGUCUGGGGACCCCCUAAGGAUGGGGGGAAACCUGGGUAUUUAAUUAAUAUUGGGCCAUAUCAUGUCACCAGAAGUCUCUAUUGAACCGAAAUCUGAUAGCGCAAUGGGGUCCAUGACCAGAGAUUAGUCAGGCAAAUAAAUGUAUCUGUGUGUCUAUAUAGUUAAAUAAUUACCGUCUUGUAUCUUGAACAAAUUCUAUAACAAAAUACCUCGAGCUUGUUUAUUUUUAGUUCUGAAGCCCCGAAAUAUGCUCACGAAUUUGAAAACGACAGAGCUGUUAAGACUAAAAGUUACCCUGCUAAUGUUUUCUGAAAAGCUUUGCUUAGAUUCUGAUUUUGUACCAUUUUAAUCUUUUGCUAAUUAGCUUAAACUAGCUUGUUUCGAUCCAGUAAUGCUCAUUUCAGGUCCUAAAGAUCGCCAGAGCUACUGAAAAAGUAGUUUUCUGUUACCCUGUUAUCCAACAAAAUACCCCUUCUGACUUAAAAGGACACUAAUAUUUUUUUUCCUAUUUUCUUAUACCAAUGUAAAAGAAAACAGUAUUAAAAAACCCCCCACAUUUUAGAAAUAUCUGACGGUACAGAAGAGCCUAUCUAUCGUAACCCCUUGUGUGCCAAAGUAUGUCUACAUGUUAUAAAAAUAAAAAAACAAACAAAAAUAACCAUAAAAAUGAAAAUAAAAACUGAAAACGUGGGAACUGAUACUACCCUCCUUUCUAUGCCAAAACGGAUUCCUUUUUGGAUCACCUUGAAUAGUGAGAAAUAUCAGUUGAGCGACUCUUCCUAAAAAAAAAAAAAAGAAAUGCGGAGGGGCAUUCAAUGUUAAGUUUGUACAUAUUUAUUUAUGCUUAAUUUAACGGGAAUGUGUAAAUAUGGCGAGCAAGUAGUUUUGAGUUAUUUAUCUGUGAAUCUAUACCUCUGUGAAUGGGUGGGGGAUUUAAAAACAAAAAAAGAAAAAAAGAAAAAAGAAAAAAAAACGAAAGAAAAAAACCGCUUGACACUAGAUAGUAUCCUAUCUGAAUUUUUUUUUCUGUUCUUUAUAGACAAGCUGUUAUGGUAAUGGGUAGAAAUUGGUUUCUUGUCCAGUGAUGACCUGAUUUACAUAAAUAAUAAGAAGAAUAAAAAUUGUCGUGUUUUUGUUGUAUUUUCCUCUUCAGUUUUUUUGAAUGUUGGUGCUGCUUCAGUUCUGCAGACGGAUUUACUUAUAACGCCAAGAAGUCUUUAUUUUCCCAAUCUGGGCUUUGGGAAAAUUAGGAUAUGUCUCUACAUUAAAAAAAAAUGACAAUAAAUAUUGCUUCUCAGAAACGUUGGCAUUUUAUUUUUGUCUGAUUCAGAGGUGUCUAUAAUUUUGCCAUCUUUUCCUCCUCUUUCUAAACAGACAUAAUAAACCUCA